AUGCUUGACAGCAUCAAUCAGAGUCGAUUCGAAUUACAAAAACAACAAAAAGAGAAACUCAACCAAUUAUCCAGUUUACGGCCACAAGUGGCAAUUAAAGUCAAGAAGAAGAGCGAGAAAGAAGCGAAGAGAUCUUGCGUCUGGUGUAGCGGAAAAGCGGUCGUCAAGUGUACUGGUGACGGCAUGGCCAUUAGCCGGGGACGCGGCAAUCGCACGCACUCUUGGCUUCUACUCAAAGACUCGGUGAUAUUUGUAUUGGUGAUGUGUGUGUUGCAGCUACUGCAAGCGCAUGCAUUGCACAAACUGGUGAUAAGCGCAGAGAUGUUGCACGGAGAUGGGCGAAGGCCUACAGCCUUUACCACAGCUGAGAGCAAUGCACUGAACGCCGUAGAACGCGAAGUUAAGCAGUUGGUAGAAAAAAUAUUUGUAAGCGAGAAUUUAAUAGAGGAAACCAAAGAAGCGGUUGAGCAGAUUGCAACCGUGGGCUCAAAGCCAGCGAGUGCCAGCAACAGUAUUAGUAUUAGUAAAAAUAGUAGUAGUAGUAGCAGUAGCAGUGUAAAUAGCGGUAGUAAUCACAGUUAUAACAUAAGUAACAAUAACAAUAUAAACAACACACAGUCACCAUUGGAAACCUCCACCAAUGCAACCUUCACGCCAAUGAGCUCCAAUCAAUCAAGUGACAAACCGAGUGGUAAAUCGCUGGCGUUAAAUGGAAGUGUCACUCAGGGAGUGAGCCACAGCAUUAACAAUAGCAACAGCUUCUCUCCACAUCCACCGCAAUCUGAUACAGAAGACCUCAAUACAAUCGGUGGUAAUGCCACUGGCAGCAAGCAAACGAAACGCAUCGCCAUCAGUAUGCCCGAGCACAUUCGCGAGAAUGUCGUGCUGCCUUCUGUUGAUCCAGAAAAGGAGGCGCAAUUGCUUUACGAGCAAACACUGCAGGAGUAUCAUGACAGUGUGCAGGCAGCCAGCGCAAGCAGUACCCCAUCGGCAGCAUCCGCUGAUAAGCCAUCCUCACUUGAUAGUGGACUUGCAACGCCAUCAGCCAGCGCCUCAGCAGAUCGGGAGCCGCGCACGCUGCAUGGCGUUUGUGAAGUGUGGACGCAGAAGCAUUGCCAUUGCACAGGCACUUUAGAGCGGCUAUCGUUGAGCUGCCGCGGUAUUGGCAUUGUGGCGGUGCCGGUGGAGCUGCCAGGCGAUGUUGUUACGCUAGAUUUGGGCAACAACAACAUAACAACAUUUGAGGCUAAUACAUUUUUUAUGGUAUCGAACCUUGAGGAAUUAACCUUAUCCGACAAUAGCAUCAUUAAUAUUGAUCCGAAUGCAUUUUAUGGACUUGGAAAAUUGAAACGUUUGAAUUUACAAAAUUGUGGCCUUAAAUCAUUGCCAGCGCACGCGUUUCAAGGAUUGAAAAGUUUAAUUUCACUCCAGCUGAAUGGCAACGCCUUAGCCAGCAUGGACACGGAUAGCCUGCAGCAUCUGCCAAAAUUGCGCACUCUACGCCUCGAGGGUAAUCUAUUCUAUCGGAUACCGGCAAACGCUUUGGCUGGAUUAAAAACACUCGAAGCACUGAACCUUGGCAGCAACCUUUUGACAAUAAUCAACGAUGACGAUUUUCCACGCAUGCCAAAUUUAAUCGUGCUUCUUUUGAAGCGGAAUCAAAUAAUGAAAAUCUCUUCUGGCGCAUUUGCAAAUUUAACAGCUUUAAAAGUUUUAGAAUUGGAUGACAAUUUAAUCAACAGCUUACCGGAGGGAUUAAAUAAGUUAUCCCAUUUACAGGAAUUAUCUGUUACCAGCAAUCGCCUGCGUUGGAUAAACGAAACGGAUUUGCCCAGAAAUUUACAGACGCUAGACUUUCGUGCGAAUCCGCUGUCGUUAAUUAUGCCGAAGGCGCUACGCGGUAUGACGAGGUUACGUAAAUUAAUUCUUUCCGAUGUGCGCUCACUCAAAGUGUUUCCCGAUCUCGAAGGCUGUUUCUCAUUAGAGAUAAUAAAACUGGAUCGUGCCGGUAUUAAAGAAGUGCCCCCAAAUCUAUGUCGUCAAACGCCAAGACUGAAAAGCUUAGAGCUUAAGACUAAUUCCUUAGUGCGCAUUCCCAACUUAGCUAAUUGCAGAGAAUUAAGACUGUUAGAUCUUUCUAGUAAUUACAUUGAAUCGCUUAGUGGACGCCCUUUCGUCGGCUUGAAGCAACUUCACGAUUUAGUGCUCUCCUACAAUCGCAUCAAGGCGAUACCACAGGACGCUUUCUUCGGCAUUCCGCGCCUACAAUUGCUAGACUUGGAAGGCAAUGAGAUCACCUCAAUACACAAGGAAGCCUUUACGCCAUUCUCCAAAUUGGAAGACUUAAAUUUGGGCAAUAAUAUUUUUCCCGAACUGCCAUCGGCCGGCUUGAAUAAGUUGCUGCACCUAAAGACUUUCAAUAAUCCAAAACUUCGUGAUUUCCCAGCGCCAGACACAUUUCCGCGCAUACAAACGCUCAUACUUUCAUACGCCUAUCACUGCUGUCCCUUCAUACCGUUGGUUGCAAUGUCAGCUACAAAAAAGCCACCAUUGGUACAGGAGGCGGUGCUCUUUCCAUCCGACUCCGAAUUCGACAUGAGCUUGUGGAACAACAGCAUGAUGGACAUAUGGCCGCAGUUACAAAAUCUCAGUAAAAAGUUUGGAAACCAAAUGCAUGAUAUCUGGGAUAACUUCGGCCAGGAUUUCAAUUAUCCGGGCAAUAUUCCCACCUACGUCGAGGAAUACUUCGAGGAGGAUGGCACAGGCCCCACGACUAGUUCAGCUGGUGUGGCCAGCAGUUUUGCCGGUUUUAGCACGGGCCUCUUCGGCACUAUAGAUACCGACAUAACACCUGGCUCCAUACAAUGCCUGCCUAUGCCUGGUCCUUUCCUGCCCUGCGCUGACCUUUUCGAUUGGUGGACUUUGCGCUGUGGCGUUUGGGUGGUCUUCCUGCUGGCUCUGUUGGGUAACGGCACUGUCGUUAUAGUGCUGAUGUUCUCGCGUUCCAAAAUGGAUGUGCCGCGUUUCCUGGUGUGCAAUCUGGCUGCAGCUGAUUUCUUCAUGGGCAUCUAUCUUGGCAUACUUGCUAUUGUAGAUGCCUCCACAUUGGGAGAAUUUCGCAUGUUCGCCAUUCCCUGGCAGAUGUCGCUGAUGUGCCAGUUCGCCGGGUUUUUGGCAGUGCUCUCAUCGGAGUUAUCGGUGUACACAUUGGCGGUGAUUACUUUGGAACGUAAUUACGCCAUAACCCACGCAAUACAUUUGAACAAGCGUCUGUCCUUGCGUCAAGCCGCAUACAUCAUGGCCGUUGGCUGGACGUUUGCGCUGAUCAUGGCCGCCUUACCUCUGGCAGGUGUUUCAGAUUAUCGCAAGUUUGCCGUUUGUUUACCAUUCGAGACGACCACUGGUGUAGCCAGUUUGACUUAUGUCAUUGCGCUCAUGUUUAUCAAUGGAUGUGCAUUUGUGACACUUAUGGGCUGCUAUCUGAAGAUGUAUUGGGCCAUACGUGGCUCACAGGCCUGGAAUACUAAUGAUUCGCGCAUUGCAAAACGUAUGGCCCUACUUGUUUUCACAGAUUUCCUUUGUUGGUCACCCAUUGCUUUCUUCUCCAUAACUGCCAUCUUUGGACUGCAACUGAUCUCGCUGGAGCAAGCCAAGAUAUUCACAGUAUUCGUGCUGCCAUUGAACUCCUGUUGCAAUCCCUUUCUGUAUGCCAUCAUGACAAAACAGUUCAAGAAGGAUUGCAUCACCCUUUGCAAGCAUUUCGAGGAAACGCGCGUAACGCGUGGUGGCGCUGCUGCAGCUGGCACAGCACUGCCGGGUGGACUCGGUCGUCGAGGUGGUGUGCGCGUGCCUAAAGAAUUGCCACCUUUGCUACCCGCAGCACAUCCACCCGGCUGUCGCUGUUUGCGCAUGAUGCCAAACGAGAUGCCCAAUUGGCACAAGCUGCAAGAGCGUGAGCGCGUGCACAACACAUGGACAAGAAGUACAUGGCAUCGCCUGACCAACUGUUGUCACUGCGCGGAUGCGGACGAUGACGAUGACGACGAUAUGUUGACGCAGGGGACGCGUCAUCUCGGUGGUCGUCGUCAACGUAAGACGCAUAAGGCAAAUAAUCGUCAUACGCGUACGCGUUCGCACAAUGCCAAUACUGAUCCAUACCUCUACCAGUUUGCUGAGCUGAAACAGAAGCAGAAGCAGACACGCGCCAGUUCGAUAUCGAGUGAAAACUUCUGCUCGUCGCGUUCAUCUAGUUGGCGUAAUGGACCACCGUCGGCGGGCGCCAUGCCGCACACGUGCAAUAUACCUCUCAAGAUGAUGGAUCCGAAUCGUAGAAGGCAUUCGGCGUGGUUGAUAACGCGAAAAACGUCACAAGAUUCCAAUUUAUCGAGCUCUCGAAACGACAGUUCAGCCUCGGCGACAACGGCAAGCACUUCAACGUUCCGCCUCUCGCGCUCAAGUGCGGGCAGCACGACACCACUACCGUCAAUAAUGGCUCAUAGCAGUAAAUCGCAGCAACAACAACUACAGCAGCACUCCACUCUACCUUCUAAGCCCCGUCUUGUGCGCCAGGAGGCAGUACAAGAGGAAGAAGACUCAUCGCCACCGCGUCUUGGCGUGCGAUUUUUGCCCACCAUCCCAUCGGCGGCCGAUAGUUCCAUAGUUAUGGAUGAUGGCGAUUCAGCUAUGAAUGUAGCCAGUGUGAUGGGUAUGCCGCUGCCAGGCGCGGCGAGCGGUUUCUACACCGUACUGCAUGCGCAGAGUGGUGGCGCUGCAAAAACGCUGCUCACCUCAGCGACUAGUCCGCAAUUCGACAAUUUGACAAAAGAAGAGCAUCCACCAUGACACUUUUUUGGUUGGGCUGACGACGAUCAGCAAAAGCAAAAACAAAAACGGAAACCACCAAAAAGUGAUGACAGCAUAAAAAGUUGUAUUAGUGAGGCAUUUCUUUGACGGGCGUUCAGUAUUCAUAUAUGUAUGUGCUUGUGUAUGUAAUAUGAAUAUUACAUAAGUAGUCAAUUUGUACAGUAGUUGAUAAAGUGAAUGCUUGCAAAUGUGUGAAUGUAUGCAGAUUAUUGCAGGUGUGCUUAA
This is a messenger RNA of Anastrepha obliqua, 5088 nucleotides long. RefSeq lists its product as uncharacterized. Gene Ontology annotation, cellular component: membrane. Gene Ontology annotation, molecular function: protein-hormone receptor activity; G protein-coupled receptor activity; protein binding. NCBI's taxonomy places the organism in Eukaryota, Metazoa, Arthropoda, Insecta, Diptera, Tephritidae. The coding region runs from base 1 to 4842 and encodes 1613 amino acids. The transcript has 14 exons. The record is from RefSeq and is a predicted model, not a curated record. Gene Ontology annotation, biological process: G protein-coupled receptor signaling pathway.